AUGCCCUCGUUCCGCAAAAUCGUCGACAAAAUCCUCACCUCCAAAUACAACAAACCCUUCCCCGUCACCCUAUUACCCUCGGCGAUAGGCUACUACCUCGGCGUGAAGCAAGGCGAGCGACAGGCGCAGAUUUUGAUGGAGAUUCAGGCGUUGGAUCGGGGCGAUCAUGGGGAGGUGAGGAGGAUUGCGGAACAUCCUAGGUGA
This is a messenger RNA of Zasmidium cellare ATCC 36951, 204 nucleotides long. RefSeq lists its product as uncharacterized. The record is from RefSeq and is a predicted model, not a curated record. NCBI's taxonomy places the organism in Eukaryota, Fungi, Ascomycota, Dothideomycetes, Mycosphaerellales, Mycosphaerellaceae. The transcript has 2 exons. The coding region runs from base 1 to 204 and encodes 67 amino acids.